AUGAAAAGUGGCGAUCGACCGACUGUAGCGAAAGCCGAGACCUCCGCAUCCCGAUUCGAGCUUCUUCCUUUUCCACAACAUACAGCAAGACUGUACUGCAAGGCCAUGGCAGAUCAACACAGCGCGUAUACUCUGGGCCACAAAGCCUCCCAGGUCCAGCAUCACGAAUGGCGCACCGCCGAGAACAGCGCCGGUCACCUCCUCCCGCACCUCAAGGACACAGCGUCCAGGACCCCAGGCUUGAAGUUCCUCGACGUUGGCGCUGGGUCCGGCACCAUCACCGCUUCCUUUGCAAAGUACAUGCCUCAAGGCCACAUCACGGCUACAGACAUUUCAGAUGAGAUCCUACAAAGAGCUGCGAGCUUUGCCAAGAAGCAAGGCGUGGACAACAUUACCUUCCAGAAAGCCAACAUUUUCGAGCUGCCCUUUGAAGACGGAGCAUUUGACAUUACUCACGCCCAUCAGGUGCUCGUUCACCUGGAUGAGCCAGUGGCGGGGAUCAAGGAGAUGAUUCGGGUGACCAAGAGAGGCGGUAUUCUGGCUUUGAGAGAAGCUGAUAUGGAGCACAUGGUCAUCUGGCCCGAGUUGCCUGGCGUCAUCGGCUUUCACGAGACACUCCUCUCUACGUGGAGAGCUAGUGGAGGACAUCCCAACGGCGGGCGCCAGCUCGUGAGCUGGUCGCUGCAAGCGGGCGUCCCUCGAGACGACAUGACGGCAACCAUGGGAACAUGGUGUUAUAGCCAGGAAGGCGACAGAAGGAUCUGGGCCGAUUCCAUGAUGGAGAGGGUCAAACAUGGCCAGAUGAGAGUCAAGGCUCUGGAGAUGAAGCUGCGGUCGGAGCAGGAUCUGGAUGCGAUGGCCAAAGGCAUAUGCUCCGGCAAGAAAACGGUUGCUCACUAUCUUGUUGAGCACCAUGGCUUCAAACGCCUAUAUCUAAAGGCGUCGCCCAAGGAGGCCAGCGCUUCGGCGCCAGAUGCUUCAAGCAACGCGCCAAGUGAAGAGCAAUCACCUGACUCUGAGCCAGAGGCCUUCAGCGGCGCGUUGAGCUCGAGUGCUCUGACGACCAAGAACGGCCCAAGGCUGGCAGCCAAGGGGUCGCUCGCCUUGCGGCCCCAGCCCCAGGAGCAUAGCUUCACCUCUGCCGAAGAUCUACUCGACUUUGUCACGAGGCGAUGGCGGAGUCGUUUUGUCAUUACUGACAUCCCCACCGAGGCUGUUCUUGACGUGUUUCUCCGACGACCCUUCUUCCUCCUCCUGUCCAUCGACGCGCCCCUCACCGUGCGCUGGAAGCGCUACCGUGACCGCUCCAGCAGUGCGUCCGAGGCUUCGCGGAUCAGCCUCGAAGACUUUGUCGACCAGAACGAUCGGCAUUUGUAUGAUCCACACGACGGUCUGCAGUCCCUCAUCUCACGCGCUACUGUUCGCUUGCUCAACACGUCGUCCUCGCUGGCCCAUCUCUACGCUAAGCUCGGCAAGCUGGACAUCCCCAACCCUGACCGCCUGCGGCCCGGAUGGGAUACGUACUUUAUGGCACUCGCCUCGCUCGCGGCGCAGCGCUCCAAUUGCAUGAAGCGUCGCGUGGGCUGCGUGCUCGUGGGUCGCGAGCGUAGGGUCAUCAGCACGGGCUACAACGGCACGCCCCGAGGCCUGACGAAUUGUGCCGAUGGCGGGUGCCCGCGCUGCAACGAGGGCAACGGGUCUGGCGUCGGCCUGGGGACCUGCCUGUGCAUUCACGCCGAGGAGAAUGCGCUGCUGGAAGCUGGCAGGGAGAGGAUCCGUGACGGCGCAGUUCUAUACUGCGAUACGUGCCCGUGUUUGACGUGUAGCAUCAAAAUUUGCCAGGUUGGAAUUAGUGAGGUUGUGUAUGCGCAUGGAUACAGCAUGGACAAUGACACGGCUGCCGUCUUCCAGCAGGCGGGCGUCAAAUUGCGGCAGUUUACACCGGACUCGUUGUCCAAGCGUAAGGAUGGAGAACAACCGGCACGAUUCACCUGGAACAUCCGAGGCGAUCUGUACACUCAAUUCCUCGACGCCCCUUCUGUACUUCAGAAUAUGUGGCACAAACUAGUGUACAGGGCCUGGCUCAUUGAGGAGCUCGAGAGAAACGUGGUACAUGGCUUGCCCGACAUAUGCGAGGCGGUCUUCCGGAACAACAGGGAACCUCAGCUGGUUGAUCGGCUUGAGAGACUGAAUCCGCAAGUGUGUCGGACUCAGCGGACGAUUGUGGGUGACAUGGUGAUGCUACGACACAUGCACGCCAACCAUGUCCAUCAGAGGACGAGCAACGAGGCGACAUGGGUGGUUGGUCUCCUGUCGGACGUUCAGUCGAUUCUUGACCAGAGCCUUACAGUAGCGAACUACGGGGAAGGCUACCACAUGAUUGCCAGAGUUGUCGACUCGAUUUAUGAGCACGUCGACCGUCUCAGUCCGAGCAACACGUGGAGCAGUGAGAACCGCCAUCGGCUGCAGCGUCAAUAUAUGAGGUGGAGCCACAUGCCUCCCAAGACGGAUGACUAUGUGACAUUGAGGCUCUACAACACAAGUACGCGUGAGCGUGCGCUCGUGCUUGGGUCUCUCCAGACUUUCUUUGAUAGGUGCAUAGACGCCAGGAACCAUCAGCAGGCUACAAGUAUCGGCUGA
Messenger RNA from Emericellopsis cladophorae, 2640 nucleotides. Its product is annotated as Deoxycytidylate deaminase-like protein. Gene Ontology annotation, molecular function: hydrolase activity; zinc ion binding. The record is from RefSeq and is a predicted model, not a curated record. The coding region runs from base 1 to 2640 and encodes 879 amino acids. Lineage: Eukaryota; Fungi; Ascomycota; Sordariomycetes; Hypocreales; Bionectriaceae. The transcript is spliced from 7 exons.